AUGGCCAUCAGAUUUCUGGCUUUGUUUCAAGUUCUUAUUGUCUAUUCUACUUUUCUUCACAUCAUUCUUCCUCCGAAUUCAUGCAAUGCAUCUAAUAUAGUACCCAAACUUAAGCAAUGUGGAUUUGAUGCAAUAUAUAAUCUUGGGACUUCAAUUUCAGACACAGGCAACUCAGCCAUAGAUAAUCCUUCUAUGUGGCAAGCCAUGUUUCCUUAUGGAAAAACCAUUAACGAAGCGACUGGUAGAUCCUCUGAUGGACUGUUAAUAAUUGAUUACAUUGCAAGAUCAGCCGAUCUCGCCUUAGUCGUUCCCUAUAAGAAUUUGAGUGCAUCACAUUUGUCAACAAGUCGUGCAGUGAACUUCGCGUACAGCGGCGCCACAGCCUUGUCAAAGGAAGUUCUUGCAAAAAAGAAAAUCAUCCUAGAUUGGGCACCGCCUUCUCUCAGUGUACAACUUGGAUGGUUGGAUGAUUAUUUCAAAGGAUACUGUAACAAUGUCAAAGACUGCACGAAGGCUGACUCGUCACUUUUCAUGAUAAAUUUCGGAACCAAUGACUAUGGUAAUGCAUUCAGCCAAAAUCAUAACAUUGAAGAGAUAAAGAAGAAUGGCUUGGUGUCUGACGUUGUGGAGGCUAUAAAACAAGCUCUUAAGAGAAUCAUCUCCCAUGGAGCUAGAAGAGUCCUCGUCUUUGGAGUAGCCCUAGAUGGGUGUAGACCAAUCUCAGUAACAAUGCAAGCUGCUAACAAAUCUGCCACUUAUGAUCGAUUUGGAUGUGUAAAAGACAACAAUGACUUCUGCAAUUACCACAAUGAACUUCUUCAAGAAGGCCUUAAAGAAUUAAGAGAGCAACAUCCUGAUGUACAAAUAGUAUAUGGUGAUCUUUACAAUGCAAUGCAAUCGAUUUUGGAUAACUCCCAAUCUCUUGGAUUCAAAUCAUUGACAGAAGCUUGUUGUGAUGUCGAUGUCGAAAAUAAAAAGAAAGCUGUCUUGUACAAAGACAAACUCUGCGGAGCUAAAGGUACCAUAGUUUGUCCAAAGCCUGAAGAGUAUGUCUUCUGGGAUAACGGGCAUUGUACUCAGAAGGCAAACGAGCAGAUGGCCGACUGGAUCAUUCAAGACAUCUUCCCCAAGUUUCAAUGCAAUGCUUGA
Molecule: messenger RNA, 1149 nt
Organism: Populus euphratica (Euphrates poplar)
Lineage: Eukaryota; Viridiplantae; Streptophyta; Magnoliopsida; Malpighiales; Salicaceae
Source: RefSeq, a predicted model, not a curated record